Molecule: messenger RNA, 714 nt
Organism: Somion occarium
Lineage: Eukaryota; Fungi; Basidiomycota; Agaricomycetes; Polyporales; Cerrenaceae
Source: the annotation of a GenBank genome assembly
AAAGACAACUUGAUCGACGACGCCCAUGUUCUCGGAUUUCAUAUACCCACUUUUCCCGGAACUUCCACUAUGACUACCCAACUGCUGGCUGAUUUUCCCGAACUUUCACACCUUUCGAGAGAAGAUCUUGAAGAAAUACUUGCCGAUCCACAAUACUUCCAGGCAGUAUUCCACAGUUUGAACCAAGUGAAAGCGCUAUAUCAAUCACAGGCUGAACUAGGUUUAGCGAACGAGUCUAUAGCUAGAAAUAAUCUUGUAUUGCAAGAGCCGUUGUAUCAACUGCGUAGUGAAGCGAAGGAAGCUUUCGACGAGGCUAAACGACUGGAAGCACGAUGGAAAGAGGUUGAACGGGAACAGCGGGAAGUAUACCAGCGUUUCACGCCUCAAUUCUUGUUGAUGCGUUUGAAGCAUGCGACAACAGCACAGGACGAACUAUCUGAAGCCCUUGCAAGUAGCUUCGUUCAGGGAUCAUCCGCAGAUUCGUCAGCCACUGAAGGCAAAGACGUGGAUGAAUUUGUAAAGGAGUUCAAGGAACUCCGCAAGACAUAUCAUAAACGGGUUAUCUGGGGUGACCGCUGGUCUUCUGGCCAAGUUUCUUGAGCAAGUCGUGUUCGAGAGCUGGAAUUUAUUCGUGAAGUAUCCUAUGUGUACUGUAUGUAAUGCUUAGCUUGUAAUUCGGAUCUACCAUACGUAUCAACAUUACUUCCUCCUUUC